Molecule: messenger RNA, 2707 nt
Organism: Molossus molossus (Pallas's mastiff bat)
Lineage: Eukaryota; Metazoa; Chordata; Mammalia; Chiroptera; Molossidae
Gene: INPP5K
Product: inositol polyphosphate-5-phosphatase K
Exons: 12
Coding region: 125-1480 (451 amino acids)
Biological process (GO): negative regulation of insulin receptor signaling pathway; negative regulation of phosphatidylinositol 3-kinase/protein kinase B signal transduction; negative regulation of peptidyl-serine phosphorylation
Cellular component (GO): endoplasmic reticulum; plasma membrane; ruffle
Molecular function (GO): phosphatidylinositol-4,5-bisphosphate 5-phosphatase activity; inositol bisphosphate phosphatase activity; phosphatidylinositol-3,4,5-trisphosphate 5-phosphatase activity
Source: RefSeq, a predicted model, not a curated record
AGGCGUAGGCCAGAAUCCGGAAGGAAAACAAUCCGCAGAGCCUGGGCUGGCCGGGACCUGCUGCGGAGUGCAGAUCGGUCCAGAGCGGCCUGGGGCUUGUCGGCUUGGCCUCCGCGUCGGGACGAUGGAGACCGUGAACCCAGUGAAGCCGACCGAACCGAGAGGCAGGAAGCUCAGCAUACAUGUUGUGACAUGGAAUGUGGCCUCUGCAGCGCCACCUCCAGACCUUGAUGAUCUCCUUCAGCUGGACAACCAGAACCUGAAUCUGGACAUGUAUGUCAUUGGUUUGCAGGAAAUGAACUGUGGGAUCAUGAGCCUCCUUUCUGACACUGCCUUUGAAGACCCAUGGAGCAGUUUCUUCAUGGAUGUGCUUUCCCCUCUCAACUUCGUCAAGGUCUCCUAUGUUCGCAUGCAGGGGCUCCUCUUAUUGGUCUUUGCCAAGUAUCAGCAUUUGCCCUUUAUCCAGAUCCUCUCUACUAAAUCCACCCCCACUGGCCUCUUCGGGUACUGGGGGAACAAAGGGGGCGUCAACAUCUGCCUGAAGCUGUAUGGCUAUUAUGUCAGCAUCAUCAACUGCCAUCUGCCCCCCCACAUGGCCAACAAUGACCAGCGGCUGGAGCACUUUGACUGGAUCUUGGAGAUGCAGAAUUUUAAGGGACUUGAUAUCCCCAACAUCCUGGACCAUGACCUCAUUGUCUGGUUUGGAGACAUGAACUUUCGGAUCGAGGACUUUGGGUUGCACUUUGUUCGGGAAUCCAUAAAAAGUCAGUGCUACGGCGACCUGUGGGAGAAGGAUCAGCUCAGCGUUGCCAAGAAGUGCGACCCACUGCUCCGGGAGUUCCAGGAGGGCCCCCUGCUCUUCCCGCCCACCUACAAGUUUGAUAAGAACUCCAACAACUAUGACACCAGUGAGAAAAAACGCAAGCCUGCAUGGACUGACCGCAUCCUGUGGAGGCUGAAGCGGCAGCCCCACACUGGCUCCUGCACCCCUAAGCCGCCGGCCCCUCACUUCUCCCUGUCUCUGAGGAGCUACGUCAGCCACAUGAUGUACACCAUCAGUGACCAUAAGCCUGUCACCGGCACCUUUGACUUGGAGCUGAAGCCUUUGGUAUCCGUCCCACUGAUCACCCUGAUGCCUGAGGGCCAGUGGACCAUGGAGAACGACAUGCUUAUCAGCUACUCCUCGACCCCAGACUUCCCCAGCAGCCCCUGGGACUGGAUUGGACUGUACAAGGUGGGGCUUCGACACAUUAAUGACUACGUGUCCUAUGUCUGGGUCAAGGACAACCAGGUCUCCUUCAACAACAGGCUGAACCAGGUUUACAUCAAUGUCAGCAAUAUCCCUGAGACUGAGGAUCAGUUUCUCCUCUGUUACUAUAGCAACAAUCUACAUUCCGUGGUGGGGAUAAGCAAUCCCUUCAAGAUCCAGCCUCCAGCCCUGGAGGAGGACCCACUGGGUGAAGCCCAACCGCAGAUCUGAGCCUCGAUGAGGGGCAUCCAGGGCAGAGGCGAGAGCUGGCAGCCAGCUCUGCUCACCACCUUCCAGGAGUGCUGGGGGCCCAGCCAGCCCCCUGAGGAGGCAGCAAGUAUCCUUCACCCCGCAAGGGGAGUUCUAGCCACACUCCUUUGCUCUCUACAGUCCAGAUCUCUGGAAUUGGCCGUUUAAAUACAGGUUUCUGUUGCUGAGAUGUGAGUGAAACCAGCUAGUUAAGACGUGGGAACAGUCCACCGGAUGUGGGAAUGACCCUGCAGCCUACAUCUAUCUAAUUUCUUGAUUUUCCUCACACACACUUCCAGUCUUGUCCAAGCAGGCCUGCCAAGCACAUGCCCCAUCUGGCACGAGCCUGCAUUCUUGUCUCACCAUCCUGGGCCUCAGGCUGCAUGGGAGGGGGAGAUGCUUACAUUUGUACAGGCUCCAUAGAGUGGUUGGCGUGAGCAGCACUGGGUUCCAGGAGUCUUGGCAUCUUGUUGCCUGUCCUCCUGAGGGAUGGGAAGAAGGUCUGAGAUCCUUUGAGCAGAAGCAGUAUGACUAAGUGGGCAGGAUGGAGGGGUCCCUUUACCCAGGCUCUUAUGUAAGGGUUGUGGGCAGGUUGAGUGUCCUGCCUGCGCCCCCCUACCCCCAUGGAGUGUGACCCAGGAAGUUCCAGGACUUGAGCAGAGAAUUGAACCCAGGUUCACAUCUGCUGGGGAUCAUGCCCCCAACCUGUCAUCUUAUGAAGGGUUAGCAUGUGGUAGAAGAGCUGUGGCCACACAUUUUCCACGAUGGUCUUGGCCCAUUUGAGUUCAUCUGCCCCAACCCUUGCCUGACGUCAUGAAACCUGCCCUCUCUCUAGACCACUCAAGGACCUAGAAGUGGGGCGGGCAGAGAGGAAGGCUGGAAUCCAGAUGUUUUGGAGAAUCUGGCCCUGGGGGUCUCCAGCGCAUUCUCUAGGUGCUGUGUGGACAUGGCUAUCCCUACUCCUGCCACUUGCCUCCAGUCACUGGUGACUCCACGGCCCUUCUCCCAGGAAGAGACACCUCAGGGAGCCUGCUCUGUGACGGUCACACCAGUCCUACAACCUGAAAUGGAGGACUACUCUAGUUGCUCUGCAGCCCAUACUCCACCCUGGGAGCCGUGGACAUCAAGAACUGUCCCCCUGACUUCUAGCGGGCCUUGACUGUGUUCUGUCUGUCACAUUGGGAGAUAAUUAGAAACAUGGCUUUUCCA